This is a messenger RNA of Aspergillus affinis, 219 nucleotides long. RefSeq lists its product as uncharacterized. NCBI's taxonomy places the organism in Eukaryota, Fungi, Ascomycota, Eurotiomycetes, Eurotiales, Aspergillaceae. The record is from RefSeq and is a predicted model, not a curated record. The transcript has a single exon. Bases 1 to 219 code for a protein of 72 amino acids.
AUGGCCGCCUCCAAGACCUCCUUCGACACCGCCUCCGCCUACUCCGUCUCCUCCACUGCGACAACCCUCAAGGGCGACGCAUCAAAGAAGAAGAAGUGGUUCUCGCUGAAGAAGAGCGACGAAUGCACCAAAUCUAUGCCCAAAUACAAGCCUGCCGAGCGGACCGCUGAACGGGCUCUGCACAACGAGGCCGUGCUCGCAUACCUCUCCAACCGGUGA